AAGAAAUAUAAUUAGGACAUUUUUGAACGAUUUUAUAUUAUAUUUAUAGAUUAUUAAAUUUAUUGAUAUUAUUGGAAAAACCAAUUUUAUUAUUUGGAAAUUAUUUGUAAAACUGGGGCAGUGCAUUGAAACAGUAGCUGUUGUACAACAAAACAGUACAACAGAACCAAAAGUUAUACCCACAAUGAUCGACUUAUAUUAUUUUCCACCUAGUCCGCCAUGUAGAGCUGUUAUGUUAACUGCAAAAGCUGUUGGUGUUAAAUUAAAUUUAAAACUAUUGAAUAUAACAGAAGGUGAACAUAUGAAUGCGGAAUUUGUUAAAUUAAAUCCAGAACACACGAUACCAACAAUUGUUGACAAUGGAGUUGUUGCUUGGGAAAGUCGAGCCAUAAUGAGUUACUUGGUGGAUAUGUAUGCAGAAAAUGACUCGCUAUAUCCAAAGGAUCCACAACAGAGACUUAUGGUCGAUCAAAGGCUAUACUUCGAUAUAGGAACCUUAUACAAUAGGCUUGUAAAUUAUUUUAUUCCUGUUGCAUUUGCUGGAGCCAAGCCUGAUGAAAACCAAAGGCUUAAAGUUGAAGAAGCAUUGCAGACACUAAACAAAUUACUUGAGAGUUAUGAAUGGGUGGCAGGUUUUGGUAUGACAAUUGCAGAUAUAACAAUUAUCGUAUCAGUUUCAACUGCUGAGGCUGUUGGAUUUAACAUUUCUAAAUUUUCAAAUGUGAGUGAGUGGUACGAACGAUGUAAGAAAGCAUUGCAACCAUUUGAAUAUGAAGAGAUUAAUCAAGUUGGUGCAAAUACUCUUGGGGGAAUAUUUAGAAGUAAACUUCGUUAAGGCAUUCAUUUUGGAUUAUGAAAUAUUUUUGGUUAUUUUAUUCAAGUGUUGUAAUAUUGGCAUGCCAAUUUCUUUUGAUUAAAUUCUUACUAUUCAAUAUUUCUCAAAAGGAAUGAUUUUACUGCCCUUGUAAGAAGAGGUGGGCAAAAUUAUCCCAUUGCAUUUUUUUACUAAACUGUUCACAUAAAAUAUUAAUUGUUCUUUAACAUUGCAUCAACGAUCACUAUGGAACCAAAAAUCACUGGUAAAAUAAUCUAAAUCAACACAAUCAAGACCCGCCACAUGAUGGGGGAUCUUUUUACAUAUUAUAAUUUUACACUCAAAAUAGGGAUAAUUUUAACGUACAUAUAUAAAGGGGAUCAUUUCACCCGUAACGACACAUUUAAACAGGGCCCGAUCUAUCUAUUUAUCCGCUCCGGACAAAAAUAAUAUUUGCCGCCCUUUACACUCGUUUCAUAUACAGGAUGUCUUUCUUUUUUAAAUUGAAAUAUGUUUGAA
This is a messenger RNA of Chrysoperla carnea, 1333 nucleotides long. RefSeq names its product glutathione S-transferase D7-like. Gene Ontology annotation, molecular function: glutathione transferase activity. The coding region runs from base 185 to 835 and encodes 216 amino acids. Gene Ontology annotation, biological process: glutathione metabolic process. The record is from RefSeq and is a predicted model, not a curated record. Lineage: Eukaryota; Metazoa; Arthropoda; Insecta; Neuroptera; Chrysopidae. The transcript is spliced from 7 exons.